AUGGCAGAACAAAACAAGGUAUUCGCGAGUAACUGUUCUAUACAAGAUUGUGUUACUACAAUUAUAGAAAAGGAAGGCUUUGUUAAACAUGAAGUGUUUGUGAAAAAUGUUUGUACUGCUGGCAAUAAUUUCAUGGGCGAAUUAUUUGAGAUCGAUAUAAAAGGUGUAACAUCGCAUGGUGAUAAAGAAAUUAACCUAUUUGUGAAACAAAUCAUUAACAACGAAGAUUUUAAAGUGUAUUCCAUACCAGAAGUAUAUCGUAAGGAAGUUUAUUUUUACAAUGAGCUUAUUAACAUGUAUGAAAACAUCCAAGACGAAGCUAAUAUUCUACCACAGGAUCGUUUAAAAUUUGUAAAGAGUUACAAGGAAAUGGAUGAAAAUGCAAUUAUUCUGGAAAAUAUAACAAAAAAGGGAUACAGGCCAACAAAUAGAUUUGAAUUAAUGUCAUUGCAAUUUGCGGAAAUGUCUUUGAAGGAACUUGCGAAAUUCCAUUCACUGUCGUUUUUGUUAGAGAAGAAAAAGCCGGAAUACUUUGAAAGCAAGAUAAGAACGAUAAAACAAUCUUUUAUCUAUGAUGAAUAUUGGAACGAACUUGUGAAGAAAACGUGCGAGAUAUCUAUCGCUCAAUUAAAUGAUGAGAGCAAGGAGCGGAUAAGGAAUUACAUUCCUACUACCUUAGAAAAAUAUUCAAUCUAUAUGACUGGUGGGCUGUGCUCUAUUAAAUGUUUGUGUCAUGGAGACUACAAGAUGAAUAAUAUCAUGGUGAAAGAACAGAAUGGCCUAUUAGUGGAUGUACUCCCGAUCGACUAUCAGCAAAUAUACUAUGGGAAUCCAAUCAUAGAUCUCAUUUACUUCAUAUUUGCGUCAAGCGACAGAUCUUUCAGAAAACAACACCUUUAUUAUCUCAAAGACUUCUAUUAUAGUGCUUUCGCAGAAUUCCUGAAUAGAUUCGACGUUGAUGUGGAAAAUGUAUAUCCAACGAAAUCAUUUGACGAGUGUUUUCACCAAUGCCUAGAUUACGCGCUAAUGGUUUCCUUAUACUUUUACCCGUUCUUCUUUGCAUCUGAAGAAGCGACACAUGACGGAAACGACGAUUUGAUGGAAGUGACAAUUAAAGUGGAUAGAAGAAUGAAAGACAGGAUCCAGGGGGUUGUAGAUGACUUUAUCGAAAUGGGAAUCGUGUAA
This is a messenger RNA of Leptosia nina, 1185 nucleotides long. Lineage: Eukaryota; Metazoa; Arthropoda; Insecta; Lepidoptera; Pieridae. The record is from the annotation of a GenBank genome assembly.